UGGAAACAGAGCUCGUGAAAGGUUAGAAGAAUCUAGGAAAGUGAGAAUACACCAAGUCUCAUCCUGUUUCAGAACUUAAAAAGACUCCAUUUGUCCCUUUAAGAAAGUUGGGCAUCUGUCUUUUUUCCCCCUCCUAUGUGGGAUUUAGGGAACCCAAACAAUUCCUUUUCAAUUAAUCUUCUGGACACCACCAUUAAAACCAGUCUCAAUUUGCUUUGAAGCUUUCAAUUAACGCCAGUACUUUACACCAAUUACAGUUCAAUCACCAUUCUUUUAUAUCACCUUUUUCUUUGAAAACCAAGAUUCUUCUGCCUACCAGAAAGUCCACUAAUGGAUUUAGAUGCUCAUAAAGCUAAAAGACCCAGAAGGUUUUCUAACCUGUUUCGCCGGAAGUUUCAUUCUAAACAAUGAUAUACUGGUUUCUCCAUGAUCUGCAGAAGAAAGACAAACACAUCUGCAAAGUUCCAUGAAGUAUAGGAAUCUCCAAAGCUCGAAUUCUGACUGCAACAGUGAAGAAGUUUUGUUAAAUAUCAACGUUUCUGAAGUUAUACCAAUCCUCUAGUCCAACAAGAGAGAAGGAAGAAAUAGAAACUCAAGUAUAUAUAGGAAGUUCAGAAUUUGCAGCUAUUCAACAGAGAACUGCAAGGAGGAUUUUAGAGGUUGCCACUGAUGAAUCCAGUAGCUCAAGAAGACUAUAAGCUGAAAGACACCAAACCUCAACUUGGGGAACGAUGGCCGCAUGGAGUAGUCCGUAGUGGUUGGAUUUGUAGCGAACGAGCCACGAGCACUUACGAUCUUGUUGAGCAGAUGUUUUAUCUGUAUGUUCGUGUGGUGAAAGCCAAAGAUCUUCCCACAAAUCCAGUGACUGGAAGCUGCGACCCCUACAUUGAAGUGAAGGUUGGAAAUUACCGGGGAAAAACAAAGCAUUUUGAGAAGAAAACAAACCCAGAAUGGAAUCAGGUCUUUGCAUUCUCCAAGGACAAGAUUCAGUCCUCAGUGGUCGAAGUGUUUGUCAGAGACAAAGAAAUGGUGGCCAGAGAUGAUUAUGUGGGUAAAGUUAUAUUUGACAUGAAUGAAGUUCCAACAAGGGUGCCACCAGAUAGUCCUCUGGCGCCUCAAUGGUAUAGAUUAGAGAGCAAGUGGGUGGACAGCAAGAUGAAAGGCGAAGUAAUGCUUGCUGUUUGGAUGGGAACUCAAUCCGAUGAAGCUUUUCCGGAAGCCUGGCAUUCUGAUGCUACUUCGGUUUCUGGAGAAGGUGUUUACAGUGUCCGGUCUAAAGUUUAUGUCUCGCCAAAGCUAUGGUAUCUGAGAGUAAAUGUAAUUGAAGCUCAGGAUCUAGAGCCUCAUGACAGAAGCCAAUUGCCUCAGGCUUUUGUCAAGGCUCAUCUUGGAAAUCAGGUGCUCAAGACAAAGUUAUGUCCAACAAAGACAACCAACCCUAUGUGGAAUGAGGAUCUGAUUUUUGUAGCGGCUGAGCCUUUCGAAGAACAGCUGGUGCUCACAGUUGAAAACAAGGCAAGUGGCUCAAAAGACGAGACUAUGGGAAAGAUAAGUUUGCCACUCACCAUCUUUGAAAGGCGCUUGGAUCACCGGCCAGUCCACUCAAGAUGGUUUAACCUGGAAAAAUUUGGGUUCGGAGUUCUGGAGGGAGAUAAGAGGAACGAGCUGAAAUUUUCCAGCAGAAUUCAUCUGAGAGUUUGUCUUGAAGGAGCUUACCAUGUCCUAGACGAAUCAACACUCUACAUAAGUGACCAAAGACCAACUGCUAGGCAGCUUUGGAAGCAGCCAAUUGGAAUCUUUGAAGUUGGAAUCUUGAGUGCUCAAGGGCUUCAAUCAAUGAAGACAAAGGACGGUAAAGGAACAACAGAUGCUUACUGUGUAGCCAAGUAUGGACAAAAAUGGGUAAGAACCAGGACAAUCAUUGAUAGCUUUAAUCCCAAAUGGAACGAGCAAUACACGUGGGAGGUCUACGAUCCUUGCACAGUGAUUACACUGGGAGUUUUUGAUAACUGCCAUUUGGGCGGGAAUGAGAAACCAGGCAGUGGAACUAAGAAUGAUUCGAGGAUUGGUAAGGUAAGAAUCCGACUGUCAACAUUAGAGACUGAUCGAAUCUACACCCACUCUUACCCACUUCUUGUACUGCAACCAUCUGGGGUAAAGAAAAUGGGAGAAUUGCAGUUAGCUUUUCGUUUCACUUGUCUGUCCCUAGCUAAUAUGAUUUACCUCUACUGGCACCCCUUACUGCCAAAGAUGCAUUACUUGCAUCCUUUCACUGUAAACCAGUUAGAUAGCCUCAGAUACCAAGCUAUGAACAUUGUGGCAAUGAGACUCGGUAGAGCAGAGCCACCACUGAGAAAAGAGGUAGUCGAGUACAUGCUUGAUGUGGAUUCUCACAUGUGGAGCAUGCGGAGGAGCAAAGCUAAUUUCUUUCGGAUUGUCUCUCUGUUCUCCGGAGUAAUCACGAUGAGCAAGUGGCUUGGUGAAGUUUGUCACUGGAAGAAUCCAGUGAGCACAAUCCUAGUCCACGUUCUGUUCUUCAUAUUAGUCUGCUACCCGGAACUAAUCCUCCCUACAAUUUUCCUCUACAUGUUUUUGAUUGGGAUAUGGAAUUACCGAUUCCGACCAAGGUAUCCUGCUCACAUGGAUACCAAGCUUUCUUGGGCAGAGGCAGUGCACCCAGAUGAACUAGACGAGGAGUUUGACACUUUUCCUACAUCUAAGCCCCAGGAUGUGGCACGGAUGAGGUAUGACAGGCUAAGGAGUGUUGCGGGGAGGAUUCAGACUGUUGUGGGGGAUAUUGCGACACAAGGGGAAAGAUUUCACGCUCUGCUCAGCUGGCGAGACCCAAGAGCAACCAGCCUAUUCGUGGUUUUUUGCUUCAUCACGGCUGUAGUGCUCUAUGUAACACCGUAGAUUAUUACUUUGGUUGCAGGCUUGUUUUGGCUGCGGCAUCCAAGAUUCAGAAGCAAGCUACCCCCAGCACCCAGCAAUUUCUUCAGAAGGUUACCAUCUCGAGCAGAUAGCAUGCUCUGAUCUGAUGAAUAACAGAUAUACCUCAAAAGGAUUGCUUUUUGUUUUAAUUUCAAGACUUCUGUGCUUUUGAUUGUA
This is a messenger RNA of Carica papaya (papaya), 3108 nucleotides long. RefSeq names its product C2 calcium/lipid-binding plant phosphoribosyltransferase family protein (gene FTIP1). The record is from RefSeq and is a predicted model, not a curated record. NCBI's taxonomy places the organism in Eukaryota, Viridiplantae, Streptophyta, Magnoliopsida, Brassicales, Caricaceae.